AUGGCACAGUUGGAACAGGCUUUUGAUUCCAUUUCAAACGAGAACAAUAGUCCAAAGACUCUAAGUCGACGUUCAGUUAAAGAGCUUAUCCAGAAAGAGAUAAAGGGAGUUGAGUUCCAUAAGCCCACUAGAGCUAAUGAGCCCGAGUGGGUCAGCGUAAAGCAGUGUAGAGAUGCCGCUAUCCAUAUCGUAGAAUCCACAGCUGACAGUGAUGAAUCUAUGAAAACUCUCUUCGAUGCCUUUUCAAUAUUGAGAAAGGCUAUUAAUCGAAGCGAGAAAUGGGUCUUCUCUGGCUCUCUGGAUACAAUGACACAUGAUCACUGCCCCGAAGAGCUUACCUGCUUCUUUAGGUGGAUAAUCCAAGGUCCCAAUAAGACACUAUCUGAUAAAAAGUGCAAUGAGGUACACAAAAGAGCAAUGCAAUUAGCGCAGAAUACAAUAGCUUUGUGUCUAACGGACAGGCAGGUUGACAAUAAGAGAUCAAAAGCGGUCUACUGCACUAGAGAAAUGCUCCAACACCUCGCAGUUAACCUAGCAAUACACCAAGCAGUACGAAGCAAAGAGCUGGUUAAUCUCCUCCAUGGAUUUGGCAUGGCUGUAGAGUACAAUUGCUUGUUGAGGGUGGAGUCACAAAUUGAGAAAACUGUUGUGAAGCGCAUAGAGAGUGAAGGUGGCAUGUUUCUCCUUCCGGAUAUCGUGAAAGGACGGCACGUAUAUUUUGCUGUUGAUUAUUUUACAUGCUCUGGAUGCCUCUGCUCAAGGUGCUACCCAACUCUCUAUAUAUUCUCCUGACACUGGUGUUCUUGUUUUGGCUCUCCGACGGUAUCCAGAUUUGUGCUCGAACUCUUGCUUUGUUACUGGGACCGGCAGUAGUUGAGAGUUAUCAACUUGAAGUCAAUCGCAGACGCCCUUGGGCCCACUAAGACGGCUGCGCUGCCAGCAUUUCAUGCGUUGACCGGAGCUGAUGUUACUGGGAGUUUCUCUGGAAAGGGAAAAGCCACUUGUUGGGAUGAGUUUGAUAACGCCAGCACUCCUAUCUUGCAAGCUCUUGCUAACCUCGGUUGUGGUUAACAGCCAGAUGACGGCACAAGAAGUGGAGUGGAACAGCUGGUUUGUCGGAUGUACCAACCAAAGACAGACAUCAAAACUGUCAAAGCCCUCAGAUGGUCCCUCUUUAAGAAAAAUCAAGCUGAGUCUGAGAGGUUGCCGCCCACACAAGCUGCUCUCCAUCAAGCCAUACUGAGAGCGCACUACCAGCUUCUUGUUUGGAACAACGAUCAUGUAGCAAACCCGGUGUUGCCCUCACCAGAAGGCUAUGGAUGGCAAGAUGAAGAUGGAAAGUGGGUACCAGUCAUGACAAAUCUUCCACCAGCUCCAGAGGCAACUAUACAGCUUGUCCGAUGCAAGUGCGCCAAGUCCCGUUGCUCUAACAACCGUUGUCAGUGUCAAAAAGCCGGACUUGUCUGUACUGAUCUCUGUCUGUGCUCUGAAGAUUGCCAGAAC
This is a messenger RNA of Porites evermanni, 1503 nucleotides long. The record is from the annotation of a GenBank genome assembly. NCBI's taxonomy places the organism in Eukaryota, Metazoa, Cnidaria, Anthozoa, Scleractinia, Poritidae.